This is a messenger RNA of Ananas comosus (pineapple), 4229 nucleotides long. RefSeq lists its product as uncharacterized. The coding region runs from base 1103 to 2731 and encodes 542 amino acids. Gene Ontology annotation, molecular function: protein binding. The transcript has 2 exons. Lineage: Eukaryota; Viridiplantae; Streptophyta; Magnoliopsida; Poales; Bromeliaceae. The record is from RefSeq and is a predicted model, not a curated record.
GCAUUUGUGCUGAAUUCAGAAGAAGAAAACGAGGAGAUUAAUGAUGAUAGAACCACGAAAAGAUCUGUCUUAAUUUGCUUCCUUGACAAAGCCCAACCUCUGAAGAUUCCUCGUGUCCUCCUCUUACCGUCGUUUCCUUCGAUAAGGUCGUGUGGCAACAAAGUUUUAAGUUUUAUCCAACUGACAAGUGUCAUCAUCAGCCCAAUUAAGCAAGCAACCACAAGAGCUGACCCUCGACAGUUUCUGACCAAAUUCUAUGGAAACCACCCCAUGCACCAAAGCCUUAAUUUCUAGCUUUGUUUUUGCAACCAUGAGUAUCAUCGAAUACCUCAAACUAGCAUUCGCAAAUUUUGCUGAGAUCGUUACACAGCAUCAUCAUCUAGCUGUUCUGAAAAACCGCGGCAGCAAUGAGGUAUAAGAAUGACAAAUCGGAGGAAGGAAGCUCGAGCAAACAAUUGGACAUCAUAGUGACUCCAAAGAGAGGCAGCUGCGAUCAAUCGGAGAGCUUCGGUUCUGGCAUUUGGGAACCACGCCUUAUUGAUCAGACCCCGACCCCGAGCACACAAGAAGGGAAUGAUGCCAAUACCGCAAGAAGAACCCAGGCACCCGAAAAGAAGCUGACCCUCUUUGCGUUUCGUCUGGCUAUCCUCGAGAAAGCUGCCAGCGGGCUCGGAACGCUAGCAUUCAUUUUGGGCCACCGUCCUCCUUUUCUCGGUGGCUUUGCUCUGAAGCUAAAGAGGGAGGACUUGUGGUAUGUGACCAUAAUUCUCAGCACUGAAGGCACUAGAGUCUUCAGCCGGAGCAGCGAGCUCGAGUGGCACCACCAGGCAACGUGGACUCUCGGACGGGUUGGGCGGAACAGCUUCCGAUCGAGCACUCAAAUCCGGCUCCCGUUAUGUUCAUCGUGUGGUGAAGGCAAUAUUCAACCCACUUUCUGUGAUCCAGUCAGAAGGGCCGGCGAAGGCGAUCGUGGUCGGACCAGAGGGAAAGUGGAGGAUCUUCCAAUCAAGUCAAAGUCAAACGUUACACUACGCCGCAAACACGGCAACCUCACGGCGUUCCGCUGGUCCAAUGUGCAGGCUGGGCCUUGCUGUCAAAGGACAUGGUAAAGGCCCUUCGGUGGCUUCAAAUUCUUUCAGCCAUUGCCUCCGUGAUCCUCUCAUCGGUGCGUCUCACUAAGCAGGACUACGGCGAGGUACAAAAGGAAACCAGGAACAGGAGACCAGCGCUGAACUUAUUCUAUGCACUGUCAUUGGCGGAAGCCGUUCUGUUCCUUCUGGAGAAAGCCUACUGGACGUGGAAGGUCUCCUGCAGCGAGUUGCUCGAGCGAGUUAGCCAGGAUUGUAAACUCGGGUCUUCUGGGCUAGUAUCAAUGAGAAGAUUCUUCUACGAUUCGUACUCAAAUAAUAAGAGUAUAACGGGAAGCAUCUUUGAGGGCUUACAGAUGGACCUUGUUACAUAUGCUGAGGAGCUAUUAGACUCUGAUCUCUCCCAUGAGCAAUUGGACGGGGCCCAGAUUCUUCAAAAUUUUGUGGAGAGCGAUGACUACGCUUUUGACACACUAAGGAAGAUCGGGACUUCCAGGAAGGUGAUGGAGAGAUUAAUUGAGAUGCUGAACUGGAAGAACCUGGCAGAAGAAGACAUAAGAAGAUGCGCGGCAGAAAUUGUUAAAAUGCUUGCAGGAAAGAAGCAAAAUAUGCUUCGUGUCGCUGGGAUACCAGGGUCGAUGGAAUCUGUAUCGUCAUUGUUGCAUACUGAACGGAGCACCACUGAGGGAUCCUCCAGGACUGAUCAGAGUUCGACAACAACAGCUGAAGAAACAAACUAUGAUUUCUCAUCAUUCAAUCUUCUCGCUCUGCAAAUUCUUACGAAGCUUGCUAACAAUCAUGACACCAGCGGAAAGAUAGGAAAUGCACGAGGCCUCCUGUCCAAAGUGAUAGAGUUGGCAAAUGCUAGCCAAUAUUUGCUAACUAACGAGCACGCAACAGAGUCCCAGAUCAAAACAGUAAGGAAAGCACUACAAGUGAUCAAGAUGCUGGCGAGCACGACUGGUAACACCGGUAAAAUGUUGAGGGAGGUAAUAUUAGAUAACGUCUUCGCGGUGAGCCACAUGCGGAGGAUCUUGCAGUAUGGAGAGAGCCACAUGGAUUUGCAGAGGCUGGCAAUUGAGAUCCUCACAAACCUUGCCAUGGACGAGGCAUCGAAGGAAAGGAUUGCGACGGCUGGGGGGAUUAUAAAGUUGCUGCUAUCUAUCUUCACGAAACCAGGUAUCGAGAAUCAGAAUUCAGUGAGUGAGGAAGCUGGUGAGGCGCUAGCGAUGUUGUCACUAGAAAAUCAAAACAAUUGUGCUCUGAUCUUGAGGGAGAAAGGUGUCGUGAAGAAGCUCAUCAGUGCAUUAAGUAACCAGGUGCUCCAGCUAAAUGCUUCGAGGAUAUUGCAAAACUUGUGUGCUUACUCCAGAGCUGAAUCCUUAAAUCGCCUUAAUGGAGUCAUUGAAGCCAUGCCCACUGUGUUGAAAGCAACAAUGACUCAACCUGACAAGCUACUAGAGGUUUCGCUGGGUCUCACUGUACAGAUCUGCAAAUUAUUGGGACCAGAAGGCUUUGCGCAGGAAUUUGAAAAAGCUGACUAUACUGAGACCGGCUUUGUGGAGAAGCUGAUUACAAAUACUGAAGCAAUACAACAAGCACCCAGAAAUCAAAGUUCCGAGAAUAAGAAGGUUUGCCAUUGAACAAGCGAUUUGGAUGAUGAAAUCUCAGGCGUGCUACGUAGAAUUAUUUAGAAAAUUUGAGUUGGAGAAACUUCUGGAGUCGGUGGCAGAUACCACAUCGGACCUCGAGUGCUUAAUUCCAUGUUUUCUCCGGCAGUGUGGGACUGAGCCAGCACAGAGAAUCUGUGUCUUCUCUUGUAGAAGAGGCAUUGAAGUUGCUUACUGAUGGUGGUUCAAGCCAAGAGGUAUAAAGCAAGUCUAUUACUCCUAUAUUACAGCAGUUAUAGUCAAUCACGCUGUGGCGCGAGAAUACCGCAAUCUAGUCCAUUUUUUAAACCUAAAAUCGAGCACAAUUGAGUUAUUUAACCCUUUCUUUCGGAAACUUUUGGAUGCAACAUUCUCAAACAAUUUUAUUUAUUUAUUUCUUUAUUUUUUGGGUUCAUGCAUUAAAUUUCUUGCAAUAUGAAUAUAUACUUCAAUUCUUUCGUCUUUAAUUUCUCACUAAAAUAGUCCAAUUGGAAUUUCAUUUAUUUGCUUCCUCCCAUCGUUCUCCGAGGAUGGGAUAUAUUAAUAUAUAUCAGCGACAUCCUAAUACUUGAAUAUACCGAAGAUAUCAGCAAAGUGCAUGAUUGAUUAUACUUGAGAAUAUAUGGCAUACCCAAUAAAAGGCUUAUUUUAGCAAACAGGAUUAAAGCAUAUCAACCAACAAUUAAUAAAAGGCUUAUUUUAGUCCAGACACCCAAGAAUGAUGGUUUGAUCUUCCAAUGGAAUCGACUCUUAACGGACUAAUAUCAAUACCCACAUACAUAAUUAAUUAAGAUGUGGAAAACCUAUUUUUUCCAUGUCACCAAAUUCUGGGUGCUGAUGUGACUCCGGCCUGUUGCUCAUUUCUCAUUGUGUUCGAGACUAACUUCAUUCACUAUCAGAAGGAAAUGAUGAUCAGAUUAAUCGUGAAAUAGAAUCCUCAGUCCAAAUAGUUAUUUAAUUAAUGAUGAUGACAGCUAGCACGAGCUUUGUCAUUGAUUCUCGAGCAAUACACAAGAGGCACUCUCGUUAUGCCCAAUACAAUCGUUAGAUUUUUGUUUAGAUUUGUUAUUUAUCUGAACUGCUAAUUUAACUAGGAUAAAAUAAAAGUUAGAUUUUUAUAAUAAAUAGAAGUGCAAUUAGCCUAGGAGUCUAUAUAAUUCAACUAGCAUCAGAAUUAGAGCUAUGUUAGAAACCGUGCAUUAUAAAUUGCAUGCUACAGCCCUCUUAAUUAAUUAAAGCCACAUAUAACUAAUUUAAGUGGGAGGUGGUGUUGGUGGUACAAUACGAGAGAUGGCAUCAUCAGGUGCUUUGCGGUAGCAGCAGCCGUCAUGUAUCUUGGACGGAGAGCCGAGCCAUGUGUAAUUUCCUAUCCAUUCAUGAUUUAGAUUUUUUUUUAUUUUUUUAUGGCACUGUGCUAUAGUCUGUAUAUGAUGUAUUUGGAAUUUGGUUUUAAUUGAGAGAUAUUUUUUACUUCUCUUUCAAUGUUAAUAAA